AUGGCAGAGAAUGAAGACCCGGCCCAGCAAUUCAGGGCUAACGAGCUGAGGAUCGAAAAGGAGCCAUACACUGACGGGUGGCUGCUUCGAUGGCUCACCUGCAAACCUCUCGUUCCAAACCGGGAUGGAAGCUAUAGCCAGUACCGAGGCUGGAGUAUAGCACCACCGCACGUACAGAUUUACGGGAUCCAGGAUAUGAUUCGAAACCAGAACAGAGAUCCCAUCUCCGACUGGAAGGCUAAGACAUUCGACUGCUUUAGAUACCUAGUCUCCCUAGAUCGAGAGGCAGAUGGGGAUGAGCCAUGGUACACAAUGCUGCAAAACACACUGGAGCAGAUCAAGCCAUUUAUAUUGAUAACGACGUACGAAAAGGCGCUGAAGCAAGCUCAAUUGCACUCCCCUGCCGCCUUCUCUGGCACGAACCGUUUCGCUCAUCUUCUGCAUCCAAACCAUCCCUUAUUGCCGCCGUCCACGCCAAGACGGGGGAGCAUCAUUGAGCUGCUACAUGACGCUGGCAUUGUUGAAGACGAGCCAAAGCUACCGAGGAUUCGCUCGAAACUCGAGGAAGCAGAGGUGAGGUGGAUGCUGACGGCAAUCAGCAAGAGGUGUAUGGAGCAACAAGAGAGCCAGGUCGCAUCGAAAAGGGAUCGCGCAAUCCAAGAAUACAGGGAGUCCUUGGCAGAAACUGACAAAGGCGAGCCUGUCAUGCCGCUCCCGAGAAACUGGAACGGGCCCGUGGAGCUGAGCAUGAUGGACGAGAAAAUGAAGCAGACCUGGGACACACUGCGCGAGCAUCAGAAACUGGCGGAGCAGCUCGAAAAAGCCGACGGGAAAUGGAGGCAACGGCCCCUGAUCACCGAAAUAAAAGACAUGAUUGAACAGGGCCGGCGGGGAGUUCCCUGGCCCGAGCUGGACUUGCAAUUCGGAGACUACGAAUUCUUGCUGGGCAGCGACGGUGAGCGAGAACUCAGGCUCAUUGCCCCGGAAGAGGCUUCCUGGCUGUGGUAUCUAAGCAGACCCCUCUACUAUGGCCAUAUGCCCCAGGCAGUGGAGCAGUGCGACAGACGAUUUGAUGUAUUCUGGAGAAGGAUCCGGAGCUGGCUCAAGAAUUAUGCCACAUGCACGCGAACUUUUCACACAAACCAGGGCUUUCUGAGCAAGCAAGAGCUCAUCCAGCAGUUCAACACAGGACUGAGAGGACCCGUAAAGAAAUGGCGACUCGGGCAGAUUCCUCCGGAAGUCUGGAGGGACACCGAUACAAGAAAGGUGCUUCAAGGCUCCCCAUAUCAUACUCACUAUGCCGUCAGAGCACACUAUCCUGAGCGGACAAUCCGAUGGCCCAAUCCACCUCCUGAGGUGGGCAACGGCGGAGAGGUUGACGGAUGGGAGGCUUAUAAGCGGCUUCUGAGCCAGGCAGAGGAUGGGAUCAUAACUGCCGAGGAGUUGGCAUGGCAGGUGGCUUUUGAUGCGGAAAAUGGCACCUCAAUCGUCGCGAACCACGAGAGGCAAACAGAAAGAUUCUUUCGCCGCCUCGCAUAUAGACUUGGUCACACAAUACGUGUUCUGAAGGAGGAGCACAAACAGGACAUGGAGACCCUCGAGAGUCAAGGGCGAGAGGAAGCAAGCCGCCAAUCCUUGGCUAGAGCCUUGGAAAUCUGGAGGCGCGCAAGGGCUCGAGAGACCGACACUCCCCAGGAAGGGAGCCGGAAAAGGCGCCGCACUUCCUACAGGGACAUUGUGCGAGAGCAUGUGCCGGAUCGAUUCCAGAAAGACUGGGACGACGACCCUCCCCAUGACGUGGAAGCGGAAUGUGCAAAAAUGGUCGGCGAGGAAGUUUUGGGGGAGCUGCAUGAUGAUGAAUCACACGGCCAAGAGCCGCGCGGCAAGAAACGCCGUAGGGAGGCGCUGUGGACCUUUGGGCACUCGUCGAUGAAGCCCAGGGCGAGGAAGUUCUGGGACAUUAAUCGGUGGGGUGCGUGUCAACAGGAGCGGGAGCAGAGGAACGCCGUCGAACAUGCGGGCCCAGACGAGUUGGGAAGUUUGUUCUACGGGCCACAGCAGCCGGGGGCACAUGAUGAUGACUUCUACGCUGAUAGUGCCAGCCGGACUCUUCCGCGUGCCGAUAUGUGGCAGAAUGCAGCAGAGGUCAGACCAGAGAUUUUUGAAGCGGAGGAGGUAGACGCACAACAGCCUCUCGAGGGCGGGGGGGAGGAAGACGGACAGCAGCCUCAAGAGGACGGGGAGGACAAUCCGCCAGCUGAGAGAACCAGCUGGCUCGAGACCGUGAUGGGCAAUCAGAACCCAGAGAGCGGCCAUUCUCGGGAGAGUGGGAGGGGAACAGAACAGAGUGGCCACUCUAACAAGGAGAAUGUAGGUCAACGGACCUUGCUGCCCAGUCCUGAUGAUAGCCCGACUCAAGGUGGGAUGACAGGAGGCCCCUUGCAAGAUGUAACACAUAUUCACGAACCCGGAGCUGGAAGUGAGCCUGACCUGUAUGGAAGAUCCGAGGAUGGGAAUGAAGGCCCCAGAGUCCGGGAUCAACACAGCUCGUUCAGCAUCUUUGAGGACGGGCCUAGUGAACAGCCGAGCGAGUCCAACCCCCUAGCGACAAACAUCCUUAUUAGCGACAAUGGAGAAGUCAGGUUUUCGGAGCCUAACUGGACUGUCGAUAGUUCCAGAAGACGAGACUCUGAUAUCUCUCCGAGUACUCGACGUUAA
Clonostachys solani is the source of this 2718-nucleotide messenger RNA. Lineage: Eukaryota; Fungi; Ascomycota; Sordariomycetes; Hypocreales; Bionectriaceae. The record is from the annotation of a GenBank genome assembly.